UCUAUUUUGUUUGAGUAUGCUUUGCUUUGAGGUGUCGUAUUCAAGAAUUGAGCAAAAAGCAGAAGGAAAAAUAAAAUUCCUUGCUACCACCACCCUCAAAACCCUUCAUCUUUUUUGCACUAUAUAAAAUUAGGGCUCACAUUUCAUUUCAAAACAUAACAAAUCCUUCAUCUUCACAAUGGCUAGCAAGCCUCAUCAAGAAGCAGAUAACAAUUCUAUCAUCAAGGAAAAAACUGUCGAUAAUAAAGAUGUUAUCACAUUUAAACCCAGAGCUUUUAACAUUGUUUGGGGAAAUGACAGCCGUUAUUGGCGCAUUCCUAAUCCUCCUCGCUCAUUUGCGCCACUGUCCGAGGAAGAAGCCGCGGAGCUGGUACAGGUAUCGUGGCUAGAAGUGACGGGUUCAUGCCAAGUAGAGCCAUUAACGACGUAUGAAAUCAGCUUCACACUUAGCUUCAACAGAAAUGCAUUUGGUUGGAGUGGGGCGCCGGUUUUCUUGAUGGCUAAGGUAGGGAAGAAAGGCAAGUACAAGUGCAGAAAACUCAAGGAAAUAGACAACUUGUUCGAGGAACCCACGGAUGUUCCAAGCAAUGAAGACUCGUUCACUGUGGAUUCUGGUCAACUACAACCAGACAUGAGACUUUAUUUUGGUUUGUAUGAGGUGUGGAGUGGAAAAUGGAAGGGAGGUAUGAGACUUCAUCAAGCCAUCGUUAAAGAAAUUAGUAAAUGAAAGCAAGUCAUCAACAAAUUGAUAGAUUUCUGGUGAUGGAUCUCUGAUGGUGGAUUGAGAGUACAGUCGUAUCAUCAAAAUUCUAAAUUCUCAUAUAUAUUUUUUUUGUAUUUUGUAUUUAUAAUCUUACGUUUGUCCAUGUGAAUGGUAUCAAUAAUUAAUAGGUG
Hibiscus syriacus is the source of this 894-nucleotide messenger RNA. RefSeq names its product protein PHLOEM PROTEIN 2-LIKE A9-like. The record is from RefSeq and is a predicted model, not a curated record. The transcript has 3 exons. Bases 179 to 727 code for a protein of 182 amino acids. NCBI's taxonomy places the organism in Eukaryota, Viridiplantae, Streptophyta, Magnoliopsida, Malvales, Malvaceae.